Molecule: messenger RNA, 951 nt
Organism: Mirounga angustirostris (Northern elephant seal)
Lineage: Eukaryota; Metazoa; Chordata; Mammalia; Carnivora; Phocidae
Product: transcription initiation factor TFIID subunit 4-like
Exons: 2
Coding region: 1-951 (316 amino acids)
Source: RefSeq, a predicted model, not a curated record
AUGAAGUCUUGCAAUCAUAAGGAGAACCACAAGAGCCAGUACAGCCACAACUCUGGCUCCAAAAGGGGAAAUCUCUGUGGGGGCUCACCAGGUGAGUGCUCCCAGGCAUUUCUAGCCAACAGUGUCACUGUAGAUAAGCUGAGACUGGCCCAAAACAAGGACGGAAACUCGCUGCUCGCCGCAGUUGCCAACCAGAGGCGCCGCGUGUCCGGCAGCCCCGGAGUCCCCGACUCGGACCCCGCGCCAAGCGCGCCCGCGCCCCGGCCCCGGCAGCGCCGGCCACAAAGGACGGGAGACGCGGACGCGGACGCGGCCGGGCCUCCUCCUCCUCCCCCCCGGCCCCGCGCUAGCGGCCCGGGCUCCGGGACGGCCCGGGCGCGGGCGGACACUCACCUCGGUCCGCACGCGGCGGCGGCGGCGGCGGCGGCGGCGGCGGGCGCUCCUCGGGGCCGGCCCGGGCGGUCGCGGCGCGGUCCCGCGGGCCGCAGCGCGGGCGCUACUCUCGGGCCGCCGUCCGCCGCGCCGCCUCCUCGGCCACUGCCGGCGGCUCCCCCGGCGGGCGGGCGGGCCCGCCGCGGGCCCCGCCUCCGCCGCGCCCGCCCCCGCCUCCGCGCCGGGCCUCGUAGGCUCGGCGCGCUACUCCGGGCCGCCCCGCAUGCCGCCGCCGCUGGCGCUCGCUCGGGGCCCCCUCACGCGGCGGGCCGGGGCCGCAAGGCCGCCCGCGCAGGCCGCUCGGGCGCAGUGCUCGCAGCGCGCGGCGUGCUCAGCGGCGGCAGCGGCGGCGGCCCGUGCGGCUGCGCGGGGGAGGCGGGGGCGCCGCGCGCUCACCCGGAUGCGCCGUCCCCCGCCCCUGCGGCGAGCCCACCUCGGGGUCGCGGCGCUUCCCUCGGGGCCGAUGGCGCGGGGGAGGGGGGCUCCGUCGUUUCGGCGCCUCCACCCCUGCUUGCCUGA